This is a messenger RNA of Cinclus cinclus, 1212 nucleotides long. It is a transcript of the gene AFMID, whose product is annotated as arylformamidase. The record is from RefSeq and is a predicted model, not a curated record. Gene Ontology annotation, molecular function: arylformamidase activity. The coding region runs from base 1 to 876 and encodes 291 amino acids. Lineage: Eukaryota; Metazoa; Chordata; Aves; Passeriformes; Cinclidae. The transcript is spliced from 11 exons.
AUGGGCGGGUGGCGGGAUAUGUCCGCGGAGGCGCUGGAGGACCAUUACUCUCCCAGUCGCUGGUCCCCCCGCCUGGACCGGGACACCAUCAUCGACGCGCACCUCGCGGUGACGGCGGCAGGAACCGAACGGGCCCGGGCCAGCGCGCAGACCUUGCUGCACGUUCCCUACGGCAACGGGGACCGGGAGAAGCUGGACAUCUAUUUUCCCACGGACCCUUCUGAAACAUUCCUGGCUCUGGUCUACAUCCACGGCGGAUACUGGCAGUGCUUGAGUAAGGACGAUUCGGGGUUUGCAGCCCUCCCGCUGGUGUCGCAGGGGGUGGCAGUGGUGGCGGUGGGAUACGACAUAGCCCCUAAAGGCCACAUGGACGCCAUGGUGCUGCAGGUGCGCCGCAGCCUCGUCUUCCUGGUGGAGCAGUACCCCAGGAUCAGAGGCAUUUACUUGUGCGGACACUCAGCAGGGGCCCACCUGGCAGCCAUGGUGCUGUCCACAGACUGGACAGAAUUCCAAGUGGUGCCAGAUAUCAAAGGAGCGGUGCUGGUGAGCGGCGUGUAUGACCUGGAGCCCAUCCUGCACACCUACGUGAAUGAUGCCCUGGACAUGAGCUGGGAGGUGGCCCAGAGGAACAGCCCCAUGAGACACAUCCCCCCAGCAGUGCCAGCAGCCUGUGAGGUGCUCGUGGCUGUGGCCCAGCAUGACUCCCCAGAGUUUCGAAGGCAAUCACAGGAGUACAGCCAGGCCCUGCGUGCAGCAGGCUGGUCUGUCUCUCUGCUGGAUCUGGCUGGUGUGGAUCACUUUGAUGUCAUUGAGAAGCUGUCAGAGGACAACUAUGUCCUCACUCAGGUGAUUCUCAACAUGAUUUCAAGAGCAUGACAGGAUGUCAGGAGAAAACACACAGGGACUAUGGCCUUGUGUGGUAGCAACAGGCAUCUGGCAUCCCUCUGCCUGCUGCCUCCUUGGUGUAACACUGGGUGACCACUCUCCCAGACCCCCACCAUACCCUCUCUGCUCAGCCCAGCCUAGGCUGGUGCCCCUUCCCUGGGGUGCUCCUGCCCACUGGAGUGCAGGGGACUGAGGGCUGCAAGGCUCUGUCUGGGCAGCUGGAUCAUGAAGUUUGUUCCCUCAGUGUCCUUUAAACUGCACACUGACAGUACAAAAUAAAAUGGGAAUUACUGCUGCCUGGGGUAGUACUUCCCAGGGAGCCAGUGA